AUGGCUAAUCUCACAAUAAGAGAGCAGCUAAUUUUUACACUAAUAAGACUACGAAGACGGCCUACUCUAGCUUCUUUGUGUUACGUAUUUGGAAUUUCUGUUGGAUCUGGCAGUAAGGUGUUUGUAACAUGGGUUCUUUUCUUGGAGAAAGAACUCGAAUUCUUAUUAAAUUUCUCAACAUUGGCUGAUAUGGAAGGAGUAAAACGUCCAAAAGUUUUCAGAAAGUCAAAGUACUUGAAUCUACGAAGCAUUGUUGAUUGCACAGAACUGUACAUUGAGAAGCCAUCUCUGCCAUCCAGUCAACGCAGAACGUUCAGCACGUAUAAGUCACACAACACCUUUAAGUUAUUAGUUUCUCUAUCACCACUUUGCCAUAUUAACUUCGUGUCAAAAUUGUAUACUGGUGCAAUAAGCGAUAAGGAAAUUAUCCAGCAAAGUGGUUUUCUUGACUAUAUUGAACCUGGAGAUACGAUAAUGGCUGAUAAGGGGUUUAACAUUCAAGAUCUUUUAGCCAUAAAGAGUGCAACCCUAAUAGCCCCUCCUGUCAUGUCAAGUAAAAACGUCUCAUCGCGUGCCUCAACAGCAACCAGAAGAGUGGCCACAUCCAGAGCACAUGUGGAAAGAAUCAUCCGGAAAUUAAAGUGCUUUAGUGUUCUGAGAGGAGUCAUUCCAUUGACAUUCAAGUCUUAUGUUACCUCGAUUGUGAGAGUCUGUGCUGCUAUUGUAAAUUUACAACCAAGAAUAAUUAAAGUUUAA
Messenger RNA from Dendronephthya gigantea, 756 nucleotides. RefSeq lists its product as uncharacterized. The coding region runs from base 1 to 756 and encodes 251 amino acids. The transcript has a single exon. The record is from RefSeq and is a predicted model, not a curated record. Lineage: Eukaryota; Metazoa; Cnidaria; Anthozoa; Malacalcyonacea; Nephtheidae.